GUCAGGUCUUUCUUCAGCUCGGGUGGCGGCCAUUUUCCUGGAGUCUAUAACGUAUGGGAGGAGCUGUCAGUUUCAGUACCGACCAGUGGAGACAGGGAGGGUACGCUCAGUUCGGCCUCUUGUGACAGAGGGACGCUUGAAUGCUUCUUUAAUGCAGUAGUUGGAAGUUCUAAGAAAGAAGUAAAAUGAAGUCUUCUGUAUUGACAAGUGUGCUCUGUAUUCUGUAUCUAUGUGUAGAGAUCAGCCAUCAAUACAAAGUCCAUCCAAGGAAAUUAAAACAUGUAAAGGAAGAGGUUGCUGGUUAUAAGGAUAUAGCUAAAUCCAUUAUAAACCUUGCUGUUUAUGGCAGCGCUCAGAACAGAUCCUAUGAGCGGUUAGCCCUUUUUGUAGACACCAUCGGAAAUAGAAUCAGUGGCUCUGAUAAUCUCAAUAAUGCUAUCAAGUACAUGUAUAAGGCCCUGCAAGAGGACAAGCUGCAAAAUGUGUCACUGGAACCCGUGAAAGUCCCACACUGGAAACGCGGGAAAGAGUCGGCUAUGAUGAUCCAACCACGGAAGAAAAAUCUGGCUAUGCUUGGACUUGGAGGCAGUGUUGGAACUCCAGAGGGAGGAAUAACAGCAGAAGUGAUGGUGGUGUCUUCAUUUGAUGAACUACAUAAGAGAGCUGGGGAGGCCAAGGGGAAGAUUGUUGUGUACAACCAGCCAUUCAUCAGUUAUGGGGAGACUGUACAGUAUAGAGCAUUUGGAGCCGCCGAAGCUGCUAAGGUUGGGGCAGUGGCCUCUUUAGUCAGAUCAAUAGCACCAUUCUCCAUUAACAGCCCACACACAGGAUGGCAAGAUUAUGAGAGUGGUGUCAAAAAGAUCCCCACUGCCUGCAUCACAAUUGAAGAUGCUGAACUCAUGGCUCGAUUAGCAUCACAUGGUGUUAAAAUUGUUGUUAAUCUCAAUAUGGGAGCCGUACAGUAUCCAGAUGCUGAUUCAUUUAAUACAGUCGCAGAAAUUGUUGGGAGCAAAUAUCCAGAACAGGGCACAAGACAAGGCUUCAGUAUAGGGUGCAGGAGUACAUCGGCGCUGAACGGACCCAGGACACAGCAGGUUGUGAUUGUCAGUGGACAUCUGGACAGCUGGGAUGUCGGGCAAGGAGCCAUGGAUGAUGGUGGUGGAGCCUUUAUCUCAUGGGAAGCGCUCUCGCUCAUUAAAGACCUCGGUCUCCGUCCUAAAAGAACAAUUCGUCUGGUGCUAUGGACAGGAGAAGAACAAGGAGGAGUAGGGGCCAGGCAGUAUUACGAUAACCACAAGAAAGACAUUGCCAACAUGGACAUUGUCAUGGAGACAGACAUCGGUACCUUUAUGCCACUGGGUAUUCAGUUUUCAGGAAAGCCAGAAGCCAGGGCUAUAAUGUCGGAAGUUAUGAAGCUACUGGAACCCAUCAACAUAACCAAACUUUAUGACAACGCUGAGGGAACCGACAUAAGUUUUUGGAUGGAGGCCGGUGUCCCAGGUGCAAGUCUUCUCGAUGACAUAAAUAAAUAUUUCUGGUUCCAUCAUUCGGAAGGAGACACAAUGACCGUCCAGAACCCGAUGUGGAUGAACCUCUGCGCCGCUAUCUGGACUGUCGUUGCUUAUGUAGUUGCCGACUUGGAGGAAAUGUUACCAAGAUGAGGAGAAGAAAAAGCUGUGAAUGAGGAUCCUAGACUGUGAAGACAUUUACUCAUCCACUGGCGCAGUCAAUAUUACCGUCAUGUUAUUACAAUAUAUGUUUCAUUUUAAUAAAAUUCAAUUAUUUCUCUU
Molecule: messenger RNA, 1790 nt
Organism: Hyla sarda
Lineage: Eukaryota; Metazoa; Chordata; Amphibia; Anura; Hylidae
Gene: CPQ
Product: carboxypeptidase Q
Exons: 9
Coding region: 186-1661 (491 amino acids)
Biological process (GO): peptide catabolic process; proteolysis
Molecular function (GO): metallodipeptidase activity
Source: RefSeq, a predicted model, not a curated record